AUGCCUAAUAGUGUUCGCCGGUGGAACGUGGCGACUGCUACUCUUGGCAUGGCUUCUGCGGUCGCCGUGGUGACAGUCGGCACUUCUUACGCGAUUCAUAAGUGGACAGAAGCUUGGCGAAAGAAGCCCUCCUCCUGCCUUCCUCCAGCCCUCCUCCUGCCCUCCGCCAGCAUCUCGCCCUCACACUCCGCUAUAUCCGCCACACAGCAGAUCCAACACGUCCCCCGCCGCCCCCUCUGCUCCUCCCCCUGCCCUCCUCCUGCCCUCCUCCUGCCCUCCUCCUGCCCUCCCCCUGCCCUCCCCCUGCCCUCCCCUGUGCUCUCCUCCCUGCUGCUCUGCUAG
Messenger RNA from Closterium sp. Naga37s-1, 342 nucleotides. Lineage: Eukaryota; Viridiplantae; Streptophyta; Zygnematophyceae; Desmidiales; Closteriaceae. The record is from the annotation of a GenBank genome assembly.